AUGUCAACAAAACAUUUACCAUUAUUCCUGGAAGGUGAAGUAGCUAAAGGUUUCGGAAGAGGAUCUAAGGAUCUCGGAUGUCCUACAGCAAAUUACCCUCUAGAAGUGGUGCAGUCUUUGCCCAAAGAUCUCGAGCCGGGAGUAUACUAUGGAUGGGCACAGGUAGACAAAGGUGAUACAUAUAAAAUGGUGGCAAACAUUGGCUGGUGCCCCUAUUACCAAAACAAAGAAAUGUCUGUGGAAACCCAUAUUAUGCAUAAAUUCGAUAAAGACUUCUAUGGAUCACAAUUGAAAAUAGCUCUAGUGGGAUAUCUAAGAGGAGAAAAGAAUUUCAACUCUUUAGAUGAUCUUAUAAAUGAAAUCAAGCAAGAUAUUUCGAAUGCAGAAAAAUUUUUGGAACAACCUGACGCACAAAAUAUCAAGAAUAAUAAAUAUUUUGAAGAUUGA
Messenger RNA from Spodoptera littoralis (African cotton leafworm), 447 nucleotides. The record is from the annotation of a GenBank genome assembly. NCBI's taxonomy places the organism in Eukaryota, Metazoa, Arthropoda, Insecta, Lepidoptera, Noctuidae.